This is a messenger RNA of Peromyscus maniculatus bairdii (prairie deer mouse), 954 nucleotides long. Lineage: Eukaryota; Metazoa; Chordata; Mammalia; Rodentia; Cricetidae. The record is from RefSeq and is a predicted model, not a curated record.
CUGAUGCAGAAUAUUUCAGAUGUGGCUGAAUUCAUUCUUGUGGGAUUAACAGAUGCCCCAGAGCUGCAGGUCCCUUUAUUUGUUGUCUUCACUUCCAUUUAUUUGAUCACCCUGGUUGGGAAUCUUGGAAUGUUGGUAUUGAUUCUGCUGGACUCCCGACUCCACACUCCCAUGUACUUUUUCCUCAGUAACCUCUCCUUUGCAGACUGUGUUUAUGCUUCAGCUGUCACUCCCAAGGUAAUAGAAGGGUUUCUCACAGGACAUAAGAUCAUAUCCUACAAUGCAUGUGCUACUCAGAUGUUCUUCUUUGCAGCUUUUGUUACCAUUGAAUGUUACAUCCUGGCCUCAAUGGCCUUUGACCGUCAUGCAGCAGUGUGCAAACCCUUGCAUUACUCUACCACUAUGACAACUUCAACGUGUGCCCUGUUUGCUGCUGGUUCUUACAUGAAUGGAAUCUUGCAAUCUACAAUCCAUGUGUCCUUUACUUUCCAUCUCUCCUUCUGUCAUUCCAAUGUAGUAAAUCACUUUUUCUGUGAUAUUCUUCCACUACUCACUCUUUCUUGUUCUGGUAUCUAUAAAAAUGAAAUUGUGCUUUUCAUGUUGGCAACAUUUAAUAUUGCUUUUACCCUAUUGGUUAUUGUUACUUCUUACCUACUUAUUUUUGUUGCAAUCCUGAGGAUGCGUUCUGCUGAAGGCCGAAAGAAGGCCAUCUCCACCUGUGCAUCCCACCUCAGUACUGUUUCCAUCUUCUAUGGCACAAUUAUCUUCAUGUACUUACAACCCAGCUCCAGUCAUUCCAUGGACACUGACAAAAUGGCAUCUGUGUUCUACACCAUGGUCAUCCCCAUGCUGAACCCUCUUGUUUACAGCCUCAGGAACAAAGAAGUCAAGAAUGCAUUCAAGAAAGUUGCUGGAAAAGCAUUAUCUUCACUGGGAUUAGUCAAUUUACUGUAA